AUGGCAAAUUUUGAUCUGAUGCCAUUCUUGGCCAUGGUGAUCGUGCAAGUGGGAUACGCAGGAAUGAGCUUCAUAUCGAAGCUGGCCAUGGACGACGGAAUGAACCCUUUUGUGCUCAUCACCUAUCGCCAAAUCAUUGCCACCGUUGCGACCGCCCCUUUCGCUUUCUUCUUGGAGAGGAAGACAAGACCGAAGAUUACAGUGCCAAUCCUGUUCCAUAUUUUUUUAAGUUCCCUUACUGGGGCUUUCAUGAGCCAAGUUUUCUUUUUUCUUGGCCUGGACAAUUCGAGUCCCAUAAUCACAGGAGCAAUGACCAAUACCCUCCCCGCCAUGACAUUUGUGUUCGCCCUGAUCUUCAAACAAGAAUCAUUCAGUAUCAAGACAAAGGCGGGGCGAGCGAAAGUGGUUGGAACAUUGCUAUGCGUGGGUGGAGCGAUGCUGCUCUCGUUUUACCAUGGGCACACCAUUGCAGGUAGUAACUCUGGUAUUAAUUGGAACUAUGCAGAGAAAAUGACAGAUAAACGCUCAACCCAUAAAAGCCACUCCAUCUUGGGACCUUGCCUUCUCUUUUGUAGCUCUUCUAGCUGGGCUCUUUGGUUCAUCAUCCAAGCGAAAUUGAGCCCUACAUUUCCAGCUCCUUACACUACCACAACACUAAUGUGUCUCAUGGCUAGCAUCGAAUGUUCAAUCGUUGGUGCUGCUACUGAAUGCAAUGCUGUUGCCUGGUCUUUGAGAUCCAUGAUCCGGCUCAUCACAGUUUUCUAUGCGGGUAUUGUGAGUUCAGCGCUCGUGUUCUGCAUUAUGUCCUGGUGUGUCCACAGAAAAGGCCCGCUCUAUACCUCCGUCUUUAGCCCUUUGUUGCUCGUCAUGUCGACCCUCCUGAGCUGGGCACUUCUUGGCGAGAAACUAUAUGUUGGAACAUUGGUAGGGGCUGUGCUCGUCAUUGUCGGGCUCUACCUUGUUUUGUGGGGCAAGGGCAAGGAAGCAGAGCGAGCAAGAAUCACUAAUGAGGUGGAAGCAGCAGCCGAGUACUGCGAGAAAGAAGACUCAGAGUUGCAGCUUCAACCUCACGCAAACUGCAAAAGUCGGCAGUAUCCAAAUUGA
Syzygium oleosum is the source of this 1104-nucleotide messenger RNA. Its product is annotated as WAT1-related protein At1g09380-like. Gene Ontology annotation, cellular component: plasma membrane. Bases 1 to 1104 code for a protein of 367 amino acids. NCBI's taxonomy places the organism in Eukaryota, Viridiplantae, Streptophyta, Magnoliopsida, Myrtales, Myrtaceae. Gene Ontology annotation, molecular function: transmembrane transporter activity. The record is from RefSeq and is a predicted model, not a curated record. The transcript has 7 exons.